AACACACGUCAAUGUCAAUGUCAUAAAAUUGUAAACAAAUAUGUGCGCGGGAUAGGCAGGCUAAGUCCUAGAAAUUUAAAGAAAAUUGUUUUCAUUUAAUUUAUUAUCGAUUUAUAAUGGCUUCAAAAAAGGCUAAUAAUAACAACAAACAGUCAACACUUAUGAAUUUUAUUAAGAAAAACAAUGGAGAAUCCCGCUGUUCCAGUCUGAGCAGUGAGUCUAGUGAGCUGGCUUGUGAAAAGAAGUCAAAAUUCGUAUGGAAGUCUAAAUCAAAUACCAAUAACUCUUUCAUACCCCCUUUUAAAGCAGAUGCAGAAAAUGAGGGACAGAAGAAAACAAUUGCAUCAAAAGACUUAGCUCAGUCAUCUGCAAGAAUGGGUUCUUUCAAAUCAAUCACAGAUAGUUAUAAGUAUGAUCUUGAUGACAAAACUAAUCCAUUGGGUUUUAUGGAUGUGGAUGAAUUCCCUGACUCACCUGAUAUUUUCAAUGAAAAGCACACUAUUCCUUCACCAGAAGUGUCUAACACAUCUAUCAGAAUAAGUGAAACACCUACUCCUCCAAAAACAAGGUCUGGUGAGAAAUCUAAUUACAAUAAAAGCCUGAAGACUCCAGAAAAGUCUAGCCCUCAAAAAGAUAAAGAUCCGCUUAAAAAUUUGAAACUAGACAGUUCAAUAUCAGCAUUUUUAGCAGAGGUUGCUCAAAAUCCUUCUUUGAAGCAUAUAGAUAGAGACAAAAAUAAUAUUCAACAGGAAGACAUUGAAAAAUGUAAAACUAUGUACAUAGAACUAUUAGAAAAGAUAAGUAAUGCUUUUGAUAGAAUACCAAAUUGUAUAAAAGAAAAGUUUCCUGGUUAUGAUAAAAAAACAUAUGCCAAGAUGAAAUAUUUAAAGACUAAAUUAAAAUCUGCAAUACAAAGAAAAGCAGACUCUCAUAAAAUACAUCAAGACCAGACCUCGCAUAUGACAGAGUCACCUAUGAACAUCACAAAUAAUAGUAGUCCAUCUAUGUUACAAAACUAUGAUGAUGAUCUUAAUGAUUUUGAUCUAGAGUCUAGUCAAGUACCUGGUAAAAAGCCAUUUACUUCUAUAAAUGAACCAGCAACAUCCACACCAGAUAUCAUAAAUUUUGAUAAGAAACCAGGAUCUUUAAAAACAAUAUAUUCUGAUUCAGUAGCAAAAAAGUCAUUAUCAUUUGAUGUUUUUUCUACUAAUAAUGAUUCUACUAAGAAUUUGUCAGAUAUUGCCAGUUUAGAUAUAUCAGACAAUGUCAACAAAAGCAAAGGAAAAUUUGUUUUUAAAAGGCCAUCUAGAACAGCAGUGGAUGACUUUGACAGCAGCAAAACUUCCACUCCCAACAGGGAUGUACCAUCUAGUACAUUGGAAAGGUUAAAAAAUGUUUCAGAAAGACUUAAACCUAUAGUGCCUCAAGAACCAUCAAAAUAUGUACCUGUUGGGAAUAGUUCUGUACAAUUUCAACCGCCGCAGUUAAGUAAGAGUUCUUUGUUUAAUAUGAAUAAACCAUGUACAGCUGUCUCUCCGUUAGUAAAAGAGAGUCCUGAUUGUGAUGAUAAUGAUGAAGUAAAUGACUAUGAAGUGCCUAUUGAUAUGGACGAUGAUACUGACAUUCUACCGGAAGCUUCCAGAGGGAGUGUAAUAAAUAUAAGUGAUUCUAUUCCUGGGCCCAGUGCCUCAAAGGAAGGCAGUGAUAUACCUGUGGAUGAUGAUGGUUGGCCAGAGUAUAGACCUGAAGACUUUGAGGAAGACAUGGAAGCAUUAACAAAAAAAGAACCAGAUGUAAUUAACUUGAUGGAUAAUACAAUUGUUAAAGAUAGUGCUAAACCAAAAUACGAAGGUAUGGGAGAUUUCCAUGCUGGAACUAAGAAUGAUGGAAUCACAGGUGAAUUUGAUGGUUUCAACUUUCCUCACUCGGAAUUGAUGAUGGAGAUGUUUAAGGAAAAGUUUGGUCUGAAAACGUUUCGCCCUAACCAAUUGCAAGUCAUCAACGCCACGCUACUUGGCUAUGAUUGUUUCGUGCUGAUGCCCACUGGUGGUGGCAAGUCGCUGUGCUACCAGUUGCCAGCCGUUCUUACUCCAGGGGUGACCAUCGUCAUAUCGCCGUUGAAGUCCCUAAUCAUGGACCAAGUGAAUAAACUCCUCUCUCUCGAUAUCCCCGCGGCGCAGUUAUCAGGGGACGUUUCAGCAGCGGCGGCCGACGAAGUUUACCACAAGCUGUCUAUGAGGGAACCGCUACUGAAGCUGCUGUACGUAACGCCCGAGAAGAUCAGCAACUCGCCCAAGUUUCAGACGAUGCUCGACACACUAUACUCGCGGGGGAAGAUCGCCAGGUUUGUGAUUGACGAGGCGCACUGCGUAUCGCAGUGGGGUCACGACUUCCGCCCGGACUACAAGCGUUUGUUCUUGCUGCGGACAAGAUUUCCCUUCACCAAUAUCAUGGCGCUGACUGCCACGGCCACGCCCCGAGUUCGGAUGGAUAUCCUGCAUCAGCUCAAAGUGACCGAAUGCAAAUGGUUCCUGAGCAGUUUCAACCGGCCCAAUCUGAUAUAUAGAAUAAUGGAGAAGAAGCCUAAGAGCAUCAACCAGGAUAUUGCUACGAUCAUUAAAGAAAAAUUCUUCAGGGAUUCAGGCAUAGUUUACUGCCUCUCACGCAAGGAAUGCGACGCCUUGGCUAAAGAUCUUCGUAAAGUGGGCAUACAGGCGGCCGCAUAUCACGCUGGACUUUCUGACAAGCAACGAGAACAGGUGCAGGCCGCCUGGAUCGCUGACAGGCACAAAGUGAUAUGCGCGACUAUAGCGUUCGGCAUGGGCGUAGACAAGGCAGACGUCCGAUUCGUGAUCCACCACAGCAUGCCCAAGUCUGUGGAAGGAUACUACCAGGAAGCUGGAAGAGCCGGCAGAGACGGAGAGUUGGCAACAUGUCUACUGUAUUACUCUUAUGCUGACGUCGUGCGGUACCGACGACUGUUCGACUUGGAACGCAACGCUACCCCUGACGCGAGACGCGUGCACGAAGAGAACCUCCUCCGAAUGGUGGAAGUGUGCGAAGCCGUGGCCGAGUGUAGACGGACCCAGGUUCUCGCGUACUUGGGGGAACGGUUCCCGCGGGAACAAUGCGUCGCGAGACCGCUCGCUGCCUGCGAUACCUGCACUAAUAAGCAGAACUAUAAGCCUGUAGACGUAACCGAAGAAUGCAAGUUGAUCGUGAGAUGCGUUCGCGACGCCAGCACCGGCGGUCGAGGCCGCUACACGCUGCUGCAUAUAGCCGACGCCAUGCGCGGCUCCAAGCAGCAGCGGCUGCAAGCGCUGCACGCCGCCGCCAUACACGGCCGUUGCAAGUCGUGGCAGCGCGGCGAUCCUCAACGAUUGCUGCGUCAAUUGGUGGUGCGCGGUCUACUGGCUGAACGGCUCGUUAUUACUAACGAUAUCGCCUCCGCCUACCUAGUGCUCGGGCCCAACGUCGAUAAGUUAAUGUGCGGCGGAUUACGGGUGGUAUUCCCUAUGAAAUGCGAACCGAAACCGAGUGUAGUGACUGCCCCGGCUUCUAACUCUACGCCUGAACAGUCUAGUGUCACGGCGCUCAUACAACGGCUGCAGGGACGAUGCUACGCCGACUUAGUGGAGGCGUGCCGGGAGAUAGCCGAGUCUCGCGGGGCUAGACUAACGGCGUUGUUACCUCAAGCGGCGUUGAAGGCGAUGUCAGUAAGGUUGCCGGAAACUGCCGAUGAUAUGCUGGCGUUGCCGCAUUUGACACGCGCCAACUAUGAUAAAUUUGGUGCUUCGCUGCUAAAUAUUACCUCAGCGUACGCAGUGGAAAAAAUUGGUCUUCUAAUGCAGUACCAAGACGAAUUAGAGGAGGAGGGCAAUAAAGACAAUCCUCCAGAAGAUAAAGAUGGCCACGAGUCCGGAUCCAACUCCGACACAGACUGGGCGGGGCUGGCGCGAGCCCCCGCCCCUGCCCCUAGGCCUUCGUACAGUCGCGGCGUCAGGAAACGGUACAAACGCAAGCGCACGUCGUCGCCCAAGAAGAAAGCGUAUCGCAGUACCUUCAGUGCGCGAGGACGCGGCAAUACCUCCGCUACUAAAACUGCCGCUACAAAACUCGCUCGCACUGCCGCCUCUAACCGAGCCGCCGGCGGGAGCGGGAACAAACUGGGCAGUAUGCCUGUGCCGCGGACCAACACCGCAGUCAUCAACACGAGGCCUGGGGUAUUCAACCCGUCCAAACUCAACCUCUUAUAGGCACAUCUUUAAACAAAUUCAUAAGAAACUAUACUAUGCUCUUUUCACGGAAACGAUUAGGGUCCAGUGGGGACAGUAUAACUAAAGGUGUCGAGGACAGCAAAGGAAACGGUGGUUAGGGUAAAGAAUUAUAUUAUUAAAUACAAAUAUUACAGAAAUAAAAGGAAAAGACAGUAAAUAAAGGCAGUUAUAAAAAAAGCAGACAAGAGAGUGACAAGAAUAGAGUUAGGACGGCGUGGCAUAGAUAAGUGUUAAUAUAGAUAUUUACAAUCAAAGAGUCUGUCUUCGACAAGGGGCAUAGUGUAACGUAAAGAAUAUCUCAGUAUUAUAUCCGACAAUUUGAUUUAUGAUGACAGCUGCUUAAUAUAGCUGCAUAUGUAAUUAAUUGAACACGUGAAGACAGACCGUAGACAUAUAACUCCUCCUUUACUCUUCAAGCCAUAUGGCUGUGGAAUGACCGACUCCAUCAAAAGAUCUCGUUGUAAAAUUAUAUUUAAAAGGAAUGUUCACACAUCUGCUAUAAAAUUGAAGUUAAAUAGUCAUUUUAUUGAUCAUCAUCAUUUGAACAUAAUUGUGGUAUGUACGUAUAUUCUUUUCGUAGUAUGUAUUUAUAUAUGUUAAGUCGUAUAUUAUUUAGUAUUAUUUUUUAGGUCUAUAUUUAUGUGUAUAAUUAGCUUUAUACCGCCGUUCGAGUUUUGCUUUUUUACCAAAGGUUGACUGGGAGAGAAUGCUUUCAGCAUUAAGUCCGCCUUUUGUACCAUACUUUUGUAUUUUGGUCAAUAAAGUUUAAAAUAAAUAUAAGAAAAUAUCAGAAAUAUUCCUUAUGUUACACUGUGCCCCUUGUUACACUGUCCCCCACUUGACCCUAUAGUACAGUGAGAUUCAAAUUUAAUGACGGCUGUGAAGUUAGCGCAAGUCACUGCUCAGUAAACGAAACUUAGCAGUGCGGUAUUAAUUAAAAUUAUCCAUCUGAUAAUACCUGCGCUUCCUGCUUAUUUCGAAACCAUAAAAUGUGUAUAUAAUCUGAUGCGAACUUAAUGACGGCUGUGAAGUUAGCGCAAGUCGCGGUGCAGUAAAUUAAAUGUAGGAUGAUGUAGGCGCGUGCGGGAUGUCACUGAACUGAAACCAGCACAUAGUUUUGUCCGUUGCUAACUUCACACCUGCCAUCAAAUUUUGGAUCGCACCAUACUAAAAGUCGCUGGUAGACUUCCUUUGUCGUGUGACGCAGUUUUGAAUCCUUGUUUUUUAUGUUAGCGUUUGUGUGUCAAUAAUUAAGCGCUUCACCUUCACACUCGUUUUCCUGAACUGUGUAUAAAUCUAUACUCCAGAUUCCUCUUGAGACAAAAGGUAAACAAACCAUAAAGAGUAUUUUUUUUAGGUUUCGCCCAUUAAAUAAAACAAGCUUCAACAGGUUAAAUGCGUUAAUUUAUUUGUUCCUUAACGUUUCGCAUCCUUUCCAUGCUGCGUCGACAGAAUUAUAAUACAACGCUACUUUAGCAGUCGGGACCCACCAUUAUGUUCUAGAAUGGAUCCUAUUUCUCCAGUAAGGGGUCCCGACUACUUAAGUAGCUUUGUCUAAGGCUGCCAUCUCUAAAAUGUGGCAACCAGGAUAAGACGCGUGAUAACCCCGGAUUUUGGUGCCCAGAACCCGGACAGACCAAUAAAAACGGUUAAUAAGUGGUCACUACUGCCCAUGGACACUUGCAGCACCGAGGGUCUUUCAUGCGUUGCCGUAAAUUUUUAAACCCGGACUACAAAUGAAACCCCGCCCGGACGCUCCCCGGACGCCCCGUAAACUAGGACAAAUCCGGGGAAACCCGGACGGAUGGCAGCCCUAGCUUUGUCUGUUAUGCCCCCUCUACACGUUGACAGAUGCAUCUGCGGAUGCGUCCGCUGACAUGUAGACGGGGUAGUUCGCGCGUCUGGGGUAGGUACCUAUUUAACGUCCGCAAUAACGUCUGUACCACGGCGAGUGUUCUGAGGAGUUAUUCUCUCUUAUUACACCUUCCCCUUUCCUUCAGAGGACCACGCGCGCUGGCCUACUUUGUCACCGUCUAACUGUGGCCACACUUCCAACGCGUAGAAAGAAAUUUGGUGACUCAUUUCUUUGUCACACUAUCUGUAAAUGGAAUGCUUUGCCCGCUCACGUGUUCCCUCCCUCUUACAACAUGGGAUCCUUUAAAAGAGGCGCGAAGAAGCAACAUGCAGGCCGCCUGCCGGCAGGGUGAGGAUGGCUGGUGUGGCAGGUAGAACUGCUGUAUCAGCUAU
Messenger RNA from Chilo suppressalis (striped riceborer), 6524 nucleotides. The record is from the annotation of a GenBank genome assembly. NCBI's taxonomy places the organism in Eukaryota, Metazoa, Arthropoda, Insecta, Lepidoptera, Crambidae.